Messenger RNA from Nematocida major, 297 nucleotides. Its product is annotated as U6 snRNA-associated Sm-like protein LSm2. The transcript has a single exon. The record is from RefSeq and is a predicted model, not a curated record. Gene Ontology annotation, molecular function: RNA binding. NCBI's taxonomy places the organism in Eukaryota, Fungi, Microsporidia. Bases 1 to 297 code for a protein of 98 amino acids. Gene Ontology annotation, cellular component: U4/U6 x U5 tri-snRNP complex; Lsm1-7-Pat1 complex; catalytic step 2 spliceosome. Gene Ontology annotation, biological process: mRNA splicing, via spliceosome.
AUGCCCGUGCACUCUCUCUUCAAGACGCUUAUUAAGAAGAGCCCCGUGCAGAUAGAGCUCAAGAAUACGCUGGUCAUAUCUGGCGUAGUGGAGGACAUCGACACCUUCCUGAACUUCAAAAUAUCGAGUGUCACCAUCGACAAGAAUCCCCUAAACAUUCCGAUGCACACAACGGGCAGCCUCUUCGUGCGGGGCUCCUCCGUGCGGGGCAUCUGGAUAGAGGAGGCAGACGUGCAAAUAAAGAAGCUGGAAAGUGCCACGCGAAAGUCGAUGCUGUACAAAAAACUCACGGCGUAG